Messenger RNA from Penaeus vannamei (Pacific white shrimp), 378 nucleotides. The record is from RefSeq and is a predicted model, not a curated record. NCBI's taxonomy places the organism in Eukaryota, Metazoa, Arthropoda, Malacostraca, Decapoda, Penaeidae.
AUGGAGUUUGAACUAUGUCACCUGGCAGCUACCUGCGGCAGCUAUGCAACCACGCCACGUCAAGCUAUGCCAUCCUCGCCUCGUCUAGCUAUGCCACCUGCGGCCAGCUAUGCCAACCACGUUACGUCUAGCUAUGCCACCCACGCCACGUCUAGCUAUGCCACCCACGCCACGUCUAGCUAUGCCACCCUCGGCCAGCUAUGCCACCCUCGGCCAGCUAUGCCACCCACAACACGUCUAGCUAUGCCACCUGCGCCAGCUUAUGCCACGUCUAGCUACGCAUCCUCGCCACGUCUAGCUAUGCAGGCACGUCAAGCUACGCCACCUCCGCCACGUCUAGCUACGCCACCUGCGGCCAACUAUGCCGCCCACGUCUAG